AUGCAGCACUACAACAACAACUACUACUACUAUUACAACUACAACUUGAGCUAUGAGCCGCCGGUCGAUCGGUCGCUGGGCGGCGGGGGCAAGCGGAGCGUUCAACGUCUGCAGAAACUGGUGCGAAGGACGCGGUACGAGCUGCAGCAAUGGCCGCUCCUGAUGCAGCUGCUCCUGUUCGUCCUUUGGCUAAAUGCCAAGUUCUGGCAGCUGGUCAACGAACAGGUGACCUACCGCCGCAGGAGGUGGCACUGAGUGGCGAAGGACAUCGGGUGUUGCUUGGUAUGAGUUCGAUCUAGGCUUAAGUUGUGAAAAUUAUGCCCACACUCUUACAAUCUCAUCUCAAUAAAAAUAAUCAAAAUUCGCUGCGUAGUGGAAGCAGCGAACUUCAGCCAAUGCUUCUGUGUGAACUUAGCCUCCCGAAACGAAUGCAGAGAAAACAGAGAAAAACAUCCUGAACACCCAGAAAACAACGAGUACGGGCACAAGGUACUCGCUACUCGUUACUCCAUCACGAACUCGAUUCAUCAUCGUGCGCUCCUCAUCGUUGUCGAUCUUUCGUCGUUCCUCUCUCGUCGUUUUAAGCUCGUCUAUUUUACUUCUCUACAACUCUACUCGCUCGUUCAUCCCUCUUCGUUCUUUCUAGCUAUCGUUCCUAGUCGUUUUUGCAUGCCAUACAUUUUAAGAAGUUUCUGUUUUAUAUCGCUAUGUAUUUCUUUGCACACAUUAUCAUCGACAUCGCAUUCCAUCAUCCAAUCCCACCCGAACCGAAACCAAACCAAAAACAAAACACAGUAGUCGACAACGCUAAUUCAAUCAUAUCAGUCAUAAACAAGAAUAUGGGCACGCGCCUUGAUAAAUGUAACCCACCCAUCAUCAGUAGAGUCAACAAGAAGCCUUAGAAACGCCCUCGAAUCCCAUGCGAAACCAAAAGAUCUACCAACUUUUAUAAAGGGUUUCUCCUGCAAAGCUUGUCUAAAAAACUACCCCCAAAACGGUUAAUUGAUCGAAAUAGAUAAUACUUUGUUUAGAGAAAACUUUUUCACCAUUCAAAAGAAUGCGAUUAAGAUCAAGGGCUAACUCUUUAAGUAGAUUCGUAUUUUGAGUAGCGCUUUUUUAUUUGGUAGCCAGGCAAACGCUAACCAAACAGAAAUUCAAUUGUUUUACUUAAUUAAACAUAUAGUAUAUACGAAUAUAUGGAUAUUAUAAUUUUAUAUACAACAUACUUAUAGUUAUAUGCUAGGCAAACGAGCUAUUUAAAGGCAGACGCUGUAGUUACUCGAGGAUGAUAAUAUUAUAUUUAGUUUUAACAAAUAUGUUUACGAUCAACUAGCGGGACAUUAUUAUAUACGCAGACAACAUACACAAACACUUAAAACCAUAUAAGAACAACUAACUAUGGAAGAAGACCCAAAACAUUUUUAUGGAUCAUAGAUGAACCAGCUUAGUGAAAACUUUAGAGAGAUCCACAAAAGUCAGCUGAAACUUUAUAUGUUAUAUGCGAAACGCGGAAUGGACUUGACAAAACAAAACGAACAAGAGUAAACUAUAUUAUAUUAUUAACUAUUAUAUACAAUAUAAAAAGGGCGAGCCCAUGUGGCGGUUGCCAAAAAACAAGGCGCUGUUCAGCUGUUUGAAGAAAAUUCAUAAAAAUAUCUAGCAAAGACGAUUUAUGAGUUUAAGUUAAUAAAAUACUAAGUUCAGCUUAUCGCGAUGAUUUCCAUUAAUAAGUUAAACAUAUGUUUUUACCAUUAAGAUGAACAAGAAGAUGAAGAGAAAAAGACAACAAUCAAAACACUUAAACACAAAACAUUCAACACGAUACAUACUUGAAAUUAGUGAAACGACAAACUGAGGUUACAAAAAAAAAAAAAAAUAAUAAAUGAAACAGAAUCUUAAUGAAAACACUUCAAUUAUAUAGCGACUAAAAUGAACACAUUAAAUGAUAAUGUUAAGUUGAGAAACAAUGUAGCAAAUUGAGCAGUGAGCGUAAAAUUAAUUAUAAGUAAGUCGCGCAAAAGUCUACAAAAACUCCAAUUACAACAAGCAGAAGAGGAAACAUACAAAUAAGCAGCAAACGAUGCUGACGAAAGCCAUCGUAAGGCGAGAAAACAAAUGGAUGAAAAGAGACGAGAAGUUCCGCAGUGAAUAAAAUGCAUCAGAAUACAAUAGCUUACGAAACAGAGGUAAAUCGUAAGGAAAUCAAGUCAUGGAGCCCAAGUUCCAACAACGAACCUUUUGGCCGGCAAAACGAUGUGGAAAUGGAACACGAUUAGGAUUACAAACAGCACAAAGUAGCAAUCCGCUACGUCAAGAUCGAACAUCAGACCAUCCGAGGGCGAAAACACAGAAGCUGCAUCCCAAAAUUGAGCAGAACAAACACACAAAACUAAAAUAAGGUAUUGGUGGUUACAAAAAAAAACGUAUAUAAAGCGAUAUAUUAUGUACUCAUUCGACGAAUUGGCAUAUAGGGAAGUAAAUGAAAUGGUUUAGUGAAGUAUAAUCAAAAGGCUUGAAGACUGGCAAUGACCUAACACAAUUGCCAUGCUUCACAGAUCGGUCGAAUGUCAUUGGAUGUGAAACAAUCAGUGUGGCCAGACCUCACUUGCAUGCUUCAUAUCCUUCAGGUGUCUACGUCUGCUUGGAAGUAAAAAUCAAAGCAUGAAGUUCAAGUUGAAUAAAUAAAUAAAUAUAUAUAAAUAUAUGUAUAGUCUUGUACGCAAGAGCAGUUCAGUUUUGUGCCCCAAGCUCAGUUCAGACUGAUGACUUUUAGCCAGUUUCACUUAGGUUCCAUGCGGAAUUGUACAUGCGUUCAAGAGAGCACUAAGCACGCUGAGUAGCCGAGCAUGGAGUCUCGGUAAAAUGGGUGUGAGGGUGUCGCCAAAAUUGAACAAGUGUCGCCGACCAGUUAAGGAUAAGUUCUUGAGAAGUUUCCUUCGAUUAGAUAACAUACGAUUUUCCAACAGUUUCGACUGGGCAUGGGGCACCGAAAAAGCUCGUUCGAAAGGUGUUCUCGCACUUUGACAGUAUUUAAUCGAAAAUCGUUAAAUAAUCGCAUUAGAAUUAGGCAGAAAAAUGCAAGCCAUAGAAAAAUUAAUGUUGAGGGUCAUUUGUGAAAGGAUAGACGGAAUGAUGGAAAUGUUAAGCAGAGGAUAAAUUUAAUCAUUUUCCAGCAAGUUUAGGCAUUAUCAUAUGCAAUUAUAUAAAUGUUAAAAUAAAAUUAACUAUUGAAAUCUAAAUAUAUAAAUAUAUAUGCAAGAGAAAUAUUACACCAACAGUUAUUGCAAGUUAAAUGAAUCGACGCGAACUCAAUUACUGAAUCUAGCAGAUAAGUGAAGGCAGUUGACAAUUGCACAGGGGCAGGAGUACAGUAUGUGCCAAAAGCUGCGAUUACCGCGUGCUGCCUUGAGCAGAGCACUAGCGAUGUCAGGCCAAAGUCGAACUAGGUAAAUACAAAGAAGACGAUUGUCUAGGCGCUAAGUUGACGUUACAGUUCAUUGAAAGUGUUUAAAUUAUAUAUGGACAAACAAGUAUAUUAUCGAUUAAAGAUUAACUCAAUAUUUACGAUACGCCUUAUGGCAAAUAUUACUAUGUGUAUUUAUUAAAUGUGUGUACUAUUUACCAGUAAAAAAAAAUAUUGUUACAAUUUAGGGUAUUAAGUGACGUUAUUACUAAGAUAUAUGGACAUAUAGAUUACGAUUCUAAAACUUAUAUGAUAUGAUUGAUUCUUAAACUUGUCGAAUUGCGAACUCAGACAAACAAAAUCACGGUGCCGAAUUACAACCAAGGCGAAACCAGAAACCAAAGCAAACCAAACAAAACAAUUAUAAUUUAGAAAA
Messenger RNA from Drosophila simulans, 3839 nucleotides. RefSeq lists its product as uncharacterized. The transcript has a single exon. The coding region runs from base 1 to 255 and encodes 84 amino acids. The record is from RefSeq and is a predicted model, not a curated record. NCBI's taxonomy places the organism in Eukaryota, Metazoa, Arthropoda, Insecta, Diptera, Drosophilidae.